Molecule: messenger RNA, 1743 nt
Organism: Prorocentrum cordatum
Lineage: Eukaryota; Dinophyceae; Prorocentrales; Prorocentraceae
Source: the annotation of a GenBank genome assembly
AUGCUGGCUGCGCUGCUGGCGUGGGCGACGCUGCGUGCCGUGUGGGCGCCCUGGACGGCGGCGCCCGCUGCAUCGGCUGCCCCGGGGGCGGCGGCAGACACGGCGCCAGCACCGAGAGUGCGCGCUGUUGCCCCAGCUGGCCUGCCGGCUGGGCCAGGCCGUUCAGGGAGCGCCGCGGGCCGCCGCGCCGCGCACCGCACCCUCCGAGAGGGGGCGCUUUUCUGGGCCGCGCCCGCGGGGCUGCCACCGGCCAGGGAGUUCUCUGCGGCGUCCGGCUAUUCACUCUUGCCGCCAGGCCAGACGUGCAGCGACGUGGGCCUGGACGACCCCCUUGACUCAACGGAGUGUUUCGUCACCGCAGCGCCCGAGGUCGCUGUGGACACCAACAGCACGUAUGUGUUCUCUGGACCGAAUGGUGGGAUCCGUUGCGUCUACGAUGUUCUCUUGGACAUGUUGGUCUUCGCGGAGACGCAGAGCGCGUACACCUAUGGCAACGAUCAGUACCGAUUCAUCUGCAGAGGGAUAUACACAACUACGAUUACCACUGGCACGACUGCGUUGGCGUCGUCGUCAGCCACGACCACCUCGUACCAGGACUACACGCUGCUUCCCCCUGGCCAGACCUGCUACGAGGCCGGCAUGCAGGACGUAACAGAACAUGCGGAAUGCUUUGGACCUGCCAUGGUGCUGCUCAACCUCAGCUCUGCUACGACUGAGGAUUAUACUGGAGAGUUCAUGUCGUUCACUUGCGUGUACGUGGGAAGUAAGUCAACUAUUCGCUUUGGGGAUUCCACCUCCGAGACAGCCGUGGCAAACCCGAACUACCAGUACAUCUGCAUCGGUGUCCUGACGUCGACUGCAAGCAGCAGCACCACGCGCAGCAGCAGCGCAACCAGCAGCACCACCGUGACCAGAGCGAGCGCCACGUCCUCGCUGACGUCGUUGUCAGCCACGACCUUUUCCUCCGUUAACUAUGCUCUGCUGCCCGCUGGUCUGACUUGCUCCCAGGCCGGCAUGCGGGACAUAACCAGUUCCGCGGAGUGUUUUGGACUUGCCAGGGCAGUCGUUGGCUUCGGUAAUGCACACACGAGUGAUUACACUGGAUUGCACGUAGCUUUUACCUGCGUGCACCAUGUCCCGAGCUCUAAGGUAUAUUUUGGGUCAUCAUCAGACACGGCCGAGGCUCAUGCGGACUACGAGUACAUUUGCAUCGGUGUCCUGACGACGACCGCAAGCAGCAGCACGACCAGGACCAGGAGCAGCACUGCGACCAGCAUGUCAGCGAGCAGCACGAGUGACAGCAGCACUAGCAAUACAAGCACGACGUUUACCAGCAGCACGGCAAGCAGCAGUACUAGUGCAACCAGCACCACCACUGAUUCCAGCACGUCGGGUACCAGCACUACCACGCGCAGCACUACUAGCGCAACCAGCAGUACAUCUGCGACCAGCACGACCGCAACAACCAGCAGCACUCGCAGCAUUACUAGCACAGCCAGCAGCACCACUACGACCAGCACGACGGGAAGCAGCAGCACCACGCACAGCACCACUACCGCAACCAGCAGCACCACCACGACCGGAACCAGCAGAACCACACGCAGCACCACUAGCGCAACCAGUAGUACCUCCGUGACCAGCACGACGGGAACCAGCAACACCACGCGCAGCACCACUAGCGCAACCAGCAGCAGCACCCACCGUGACCAUCACGACAACCACCUCCACGCGCAGCAGCAAUAG